UCCGCUGUUGUUGUUGUGGUUGGCGUGGCUGUGGCCUACAGCAGCCGUUUUUCUGCUAAUAAAGACGACCUUUGUUGUGAAUAUCGCCGACUGUGGAAGUGUGUUUACAACGUUACAUUAUCAUCUAAGGCAACAUCUAAAUAACUUGGCUGAAAUCGGGGGGAAACGCCAUCACUGAUCUGGAGCCAGUCUUUGUUGUCUGUUUGGACUGUUCUGGCGCCUGCGCACUUCGAAGUUUGUCUGCGUGUCAUGUUGAAUGCUAAAGCUGGAUAGUCAACAUGUCCACCGCGGCGGCUCAACAAAACAAUAACGAAGAACCCGGGCUUCAGGGGUCCUGGGUAGAGCUGGAGCUGAAUGGGAAUACAGGGGCCCAGGGGAGGCAGACUGACCUGCUAAUAACACCCGCUGCAGACCAAAUAAAUGCAAAUUCUGGUGUGAGUCAAACUCUGCCGACCUUGGAAGUGGUGCCUGAAAGUGAUGAAACCCUAAUUGGAGGACUGGAGCAUGUGCCAUCAUCCUCCUCGAUCCACAAUGGGGACAUGGAAAAGAUCCUCCUGGAUGCACAGCACGAAUCCAGCCCGAGUAACUCCUCCUGCGAUAGUCCUCACAGGCCACCAAGUCCAGAGCAGGAUGAGGGUCAGAUAACAUUUGAUGUGGAAAUGUCCAGCCCAAGAGGUAGUCAGUCAGAGGAAGAUUGUGCAGAGAAGGACAGAGAGGAAGACAUUUUGAUGAACAGAGAAGUAGACUGGGUUGCUGACUGGUCAAGCAGACCUGAAAACAUUCCUCCAAAGGAGUUCCACUUCAGGCACCCCCGACGUUCAGUUUCUCUAAGUAUGAGAAAGAGUGGAGUCAUGAAGAAAGGCGGCAUCUUCUCUGCUGAGUUUCUCAAAGUCUUUAUCCCUUCCUUACUCAUCUCACACAUCCUGGCUCUUGGCCUCGGAGUGUACAUUGGGAAGAGAAUUGCAACAGCUGCCACCAGUUCCUACUGAGAAGAAAAUGAUGCAGUGCCUAGAUGUUCUCCCUUCUCCAAGUCACUCAGCCGUCCUUGUGUGGUCAAGCUCUCUGUCUCUGCAUCCAUCGUACACCCGCAUUUCCCUUCCAAUCAACAUUAAAUUAUAUCACAUCGUAGAUGUAGUUGUACACAUGAUGUAAUGUGGUUGCGCUCCAUCGGAUUUUGACAAAGGACAACACUGUACGCACAGUUGUCACAAACUUGAAUGCGGUCCGUAACAAACUCCGUUCCACCUGGAAAUAUAUUAGUCAUCUGUUUGACUAAAAAAAAAAUUCAAGACUAGAGGAUUUCAGAUGAAGUGGCUUCAGGGUUGUAGUUUCUUUAUUUGUCUUGUUAAGUUACAAGAAAUCAGACUCUCCUCUGUUGUCUUGGUAAUUAACAUCUGCAACACAAACUAAUUAAUUGGCUCUGGGAACAAAAGGGACUUUAAUCGCCUUAACUUAUUGAGCUUAACAUUCAAGGUGCAGCGAGUGGGUGGCGGGAGGGCUCGUGGUGCUGCACUGUGGGAUCAGUUUUUAAAUUCCACACAUUUUUAACAAUAGAAGUUCUAUCUUUUUGACCACAGAGGGUUUAAAAGCUUUGUUUGGGUUUUAUUGAAGGUUGGAAAGCUUAAACAUUUAUCUUGUAUGUAGCUCCAGAAAUUUACAGAGAGGUAGUUGGAAUAUUUUAUGAUAGUGGCAACCUAAAGGCCGGAAGGCAAUAUACCAGGCCAUAUGCUAUUUUUAUUCAUUUUUGCCUACAUAUCUUCUUCUUUAACACAUAAUAUAGCAUCAGUGGCAAAGUGCCAAAUUUUUAUUCUUCACCACUGCACAUUGGUGAUUUAUCUUUAGACUUAUUUUUUAUUUUCUUAUCUGUUUAGGUAUUUAAAGAUGUAGAUGUGAAAAAUAAUUUAAGCUGUGAUCUGCCCCAUAUAAUAGACACCUUUCAACAUUGUAUAACCUGUUUAUACAGUGAUUCUAAUGCAUAUUAUAUCUCAUGCAUUGUGGCAGUGUAAGUAAUGUGUUUUUGCUGUUGUUUAAUUGAAGCUUCAGUGGCAGAAAGCGUCGCCACAGAGGAAGAGGUUUCUAGGGGCCUCGUUGAAGAGUGUUAUCAGACUUUUAUCUGGAUUUCACUGUACAAUCAUUUCAGAUAGCGAACAGUGUCUGUGUAACUUUUAGAAAAAUUGUAGAAAUGAUUUCCUUGAGAAAAUGCAUGCUUUCCUGUAUAUUGAUGCUGAUAUACAGGCUGGAUUAUUCUGUCAGUGUUUGUAAAUGGAUGACGCAUAAGAAAUAUGAAAAACUGGCUAUAACAUACAGUAUUGACUGUUGGCAGUGUUGGUUUGGAAGCACUCAUAUUAACUCUUAAACUGUGCAUGUUUAAACAGGCUUAUGUACAGUUGAUAAGUGUGCAAUACUCAGCAUUUUGGAAUAUAAAGUUUGUACUGUAUACACUGGCUGAUAUAUAAAUACAAAGGAAGUGGAUGGAGCUCCAUUGAACUUAAUUAAUUUUUCCAGUAUAUAAAGGGCACAUAUCAUCAUAAUGGGCUUCUGCACAGCUGAAUAGUGCGCAGUGUGGUAAAACUUGAACGGACUUUGUACUGAGUGCAGAGGCUGCUGUCUUCAGCAGGUCAUUUACAUUACGUCACCAUUAAACAAAGCACUCGGCAUAAUAAGGAUGAACGUGAACAUGUGUGAAUGCUUUAUGUGUGAAGCUAUAUUAACACAGUCCAAAAUAAAAUGUCUGUUGCUUCCUC
Molecule: messenger RNA, 2744 nt
Organism: Archocentrus centrarchus (flier cichlid)
Lineage: Eukaryota; Metazoa; Chordata; Actinopteri; Cichliformes; Cichlidae
Gene: bnip3la
Product: BCL2 interacting protein 3 like a
Exons: 6
Coding region: 279-989 (236 amino acids)
Biological process (GO): positive regulation of apoptotic process; defense response to virus; mitochondrial outer membrane permeabilization
Cellular component (GO): mitochondrial envelope; endoplasmic reticulum; nuclear envelope
Source: RefSeq, a predicted model, not a curated record